Molecule: messenger RNA, 3719 nt
Organism: Lethenteron reissneri (Far Eastern brook lamprey)
Lineage: Eukaryota; Metazoa; Chordata; Hyperoartia; Petromyzontiformes; Petromyzontidae
Gene: NHLRC2
Product: NHL repeat containing 2
Molecular function (GO): protein binding
Source: RefSeq, a predicted model, not a curated record
CCCUAGCGUUAAGGGCGAGGCGCGCAAUGGAGUCCGCCGUGACCAUCGGCUCGGUGCUAAGCGCUCAGUCGCAGCUCGAGGAAGAUUUAGAAGCGGCGGCAUCUCAAGAAGACAGGGAACGCCUCAUGUUUGAGUUCGUUAAAAGGGCGGACGCAGAGAGCGGCGCUAAGGUCGCGGAUUUUGGCACGGACCUGGAGUGGGUCAAUGUGGAGCGACCUCUUUCGCUGCACGCAGACCUACAGGGCAAGGUGCUGGUGGUGGACUUCUUCACCUUCUGCUGCAUCAACUGCAUGCACAUUCUCCCAGACCUGCAUGCCCUGGAAGAGAAGUUCUCAGAGAAAGACGGACUGCUGGUGGUCGGCGUGCACUCGGCCAAGUUUCCGCACGAGAAGCUCACGGCCAGCGUGCGCGCGGCCGUCCUGCGCUACGCCAUCGGCCACCCGGUGGCAUGUGACGGGGAAGCAAGCCUCUGGCAGGACCUGAGCGUGUCGUGCUGGCCCACGCUUUUGGUGCUGGGCCCUCGGGCCAACCCGCUGCUGGCGCUUGUCGGCGAGGGCCGAGCAGCCACACUCCACUCGUUUGUGUCGGCGGUGCUGCGCUAUUACCGAGAAAAGGGUGAGCUGAAUGCAAAGAGCGUCGGAGUGAAGCCGUACAAGGACUCCCUCCCGCCCUCCCUGCUGCUCUUCCCGGGGAAGGUGUGCGCGACGCGUGCCCUCGACGCCGAUGGCGAGGAGAGGCUGGUCGUGGCGGACACGGCCCACCACACCGUCCUCGUGACGGACAGCAGUGGCCGAGUGCUGCACUGCAUUGGAGAUCCCGAGCCGGGCUGUGUGGAUGGAGAAUUUUCGGAGGCUCGCUUCAACUCGCCCCAGGGAGUUUGUGUACGGGGUCAGCACAUCUUUGUGGCCGACACGAACAACCACCUCGUCCGGCUCGUGGAUAUGACACAGAAGAGAGUGAGUACACUCAUCGGCACGGGGUCGCAAGGCACGGACAAGGAGGGCGGCCUUCCUGGUCUAAAGCAGCCAAUCAGCUCCCCCUGGGACCUGGUCCUUGGCAGCAUUGCAGAUGGCGAACCCGACAGUGUCCUGUUCAUUGCCAUGGCUGGGACACACCAGAUCUGGGCAUACUUCUCAGAGGGAAAACUUCCCCGCAGUAGCCAGGAGCACAAAGCAGGAACUUGCGUGCGAUUGGCUGGAAGUGGCAACGAGGAGAACCGGAACAACUCAUACCCGCACAAGGCCAGUUUCGCACAGCCUUCGGGGCUCUCGUUCGCCCCUGAGGCUGGCGGUGGCUGCCUCUACGUGGCGGACAGCGAGAGCAGCACCGUGCGGGCCGUGUCUCUCCGCGAUGGAGCUGUCAAGGCGCUCGUCGGAGGCGAGAGGGACCCCAUGAACCUGUUUGCGUUUGGAGACGUGGAUGCGAAAGGCGUGGACGCCAAACUGCAGCACCCGCUGGGCGUGGCGUGGCACGAGACGCGUCGCCUGCUCUACGUGGCCGACUCCUACAACCACAAGAUUAAAGCCGUGGACACCAGCACAAGGGCGUGCGUGACCCUGGUGGGGUCGGGACGAUCCCCGGACCGCGGCCCCUCGGCUGCCCCGCUGGGACGCGACGCGCUGGCUGAGCCGGGCGGCCUGUGCGUGGGCGACGGCGGGAAGGUGCUGUACGUCGCCGACACCAACAACCACCGCGUGUGCGUGGUGGACCUGGACACGUGCGCCCUGUCCACGUUGCCAAUUCAUUUUCCGGACAAGGUGGAUAAAGUGGAGUCCGACAGCGGCCCUGCGCGGUCGCUGCUGUCGCGAUCGGCCACCACGCACGCCGUGGCGCCGCCGGUGGAGGUGGCGGUGGGGCGCGUGGUCUCGCUCGUGCUGGCGCUGAGCCUCCCUGAGGGGGCAGCUCUCACGGCAGGAGCGCCCAGCGCGUGGCAACUUCUCGGUCCCAAGUGGCUGCUGGGCAAUCAGUCGACCAGGGGCCAGCUGUCGCGUCCAUUGGCCGACACGACGGUGCCGCUGCUCGUGGCGUCCCGUGGGGGCCAGGACGGUGCCGAUUCGACCGUCACGCUGGAGGCCGCCGUGUUUUACUGCGCGGAGGCAAGCGGCACGUGCCUCAUGGGCGGCGUGGCGUUCAGCGUUCCGCUGCGGGUCGUGGCCGACGGCCCGGGUCGCGGGGACGUCACCGUCAGGUUGGAGCACCGAUUCUGAGCUCCUGGCGACGGGGCUGAUGUGGAGAGGCGUGGGGGGGGGGGGGGCCCUACGUGGUUCUGCAGUGUUGCGGUUCUCCCGUGUGUGCAGGAGACACGCAAAAUUCGGGAGCAUUGUCGGUGGUUGUGUUGUUGAUCAGUAUCACCGUCAGCGUCCGUGUGACUUCUUAACCCUUUCCCGUUCCGAUGACGUACGCACGAGUACGUCAUCAGUUUUUCUUCGAGCUCCGUUUCAACCGGAAGAAAAAAAAAUACUUUAUCAGUUCCGAGCUCACACAAGACCAUGCUUGAGAGCGUGUGACACAGUUUGUAUCGUAGAGUGCGUUCAUGUCGCUACAGCUGUCUCCGAAUUUCAGCGGCGAUCGGGAUCUACCCUGCAAAUUGCAGUCGUCUCGGAAUGGGAAAGGGUUGAUGCACAUAAUUCUCUAGCACAGCUGCCACUCUUGCCACAUUGCAGAAACCAAAUGACUAGAAUGGUCAACAAUCAUCUGGAAGAGAUAUCACCUACCAAUUAGCCCGACGAAUGGGGCUAAUUCACUUUUUUAAAUGUAAUCACUCCAAAUCUUAUACUUGAUCAUAAGUUCACCUUUGCUACUGAAGCUUGUUUUAUAUACUUUUGCUGGAACGAUUGCAAAGCUGCUGAAUCUUUAGGGUCUGUGUGGGUAGAUGAUUCUAUUCCUUUCAUGACCGGGCUAAAUCCUGAACAAUGCAAGUCUGGCCGUAUGGCAACUUUCCUCUGUUCACGAGUGGGGGGUUUGUGGGGGAGGUGGUCCUUCCAGUUUGGCAGAAAUCUCUACCAACGUGAGAACAUGGGCGUGCAUGUGUUUGUGCGAAUGUGUUGGGGGUGUACAUACGUGUGAUUAAAAUGCACAGCCAAUUACCACAGAGCACAAUUUUUGACAAAAAUAUGCAGCGUUUAGAGCUUUCAACGAACCUUGCCGAGAAACAAGCAGAUCAUAUGUACAAAUAUAUAUUUCAAAAGCCACAUUUUAAAAAAAUAGUUAGCCUAGCCAAUUUUCCGUAUCAAGUUCUGAAAUAGAAAAUACGUCGAUGACAUGGGUGCCUUAAUUAAUCACGUUUAUUUUGGACCAUUUUGUUGCCAAAACAAAUGUCAGGUUUUUUUAAAUGGCCGUAAUGAAUCGGUGGCGAAGUACAGAAAAAAAGUUAAAAUUAUCUGACAAAGUGUAACCUUGAGUGAAUGCUACCCGAUCCCCCCUGCCCCGAUGAAGGCAACGCCAGAAAAGCUGCGGCCUUUGCUCGGAUCUGAAGCUUGCUUUCAUUAUGCUUGGGUCCAGCACAGACAUGCAUUGUUCCUUCGCCUGGAUAUACUUCUUUGGGGCGCAUACACGGUAUUCAUAUGACUUCUCUGUGCACUAUAUUCUGCAAUAAUAUGCGGUGCACACUAGCCAUUUUUUUAAACAUAUAUAUGAGUACUCUACGUAUUCACACGUAUAGUAAGUUAAUAGAAUAUACCAAAGGAUUUUGUCAUGGAAAAUGUGAAAAUAAAUGGCGU